Morus notabilis is the source of this 1560-nucleotide messenger RNA. RefSeq names its product pentatricopeptide repeat-containing protein At5g09450, mitochondrial. Bases 128 to 1369 code for a protein of 413 amino acids. The transcript has 3 exons. Gene Ontology annotation, cellular component: mitochondrion. The record is from RefSeq and is a predicted model, not a curated record. NCBI's taxonomy places the organism in Eukaryota, Viridiplantae, Streptophyta, Magnoliopsida, Rosales, Moraceae. Gene Ontology annotation, molecular function: protein binding.
AUUAGAGAUGGUAAAAACCCCCAGGCCCCAACCCGUGUAAGCGAGGGUCGCAGAAUUCCUUCGGAAACUAAACUCACAUUACCAGGUACGCCGUUACAAAGAAGAAGAAGAAGAAGCAAGGGCUGCAAUGGCGUCCCGCGCAGUCUUCCUCACCCUCAGACGUAGAUGCAGAGAAAUCAGCUCACUGGCGGACAAUUCCCGGCCGAUACCUUUCUUCGGCAAGGGCGAAACUUCUAGAAUGUUCUGCUCGGGUACUCUGAGGAGCUAUUUCGUCGAAGAAGAUUCCGUGGAAAGUGAUGACGUCAAAAGCAGAAUCUUUAGGCUCAGACUGCCCAAACGAAGCGCCACCAACGUUCUUCAGAGAUGGAUUAGCGAAGGCAACCAGAUUUCGAUCUCAGAACUUCGCCAGAUUUCCAAGGACCUCCGGAAGUCUCACCGUUACAAGCACGCCCUCGAGAUAUCAGAAUGGAUGGUUAGCCAUGACGAAUUUGAGUUAUCAGUUUCUGACUACGCCAUCCGAAUCGACUUAAUGACAAAAGUUUUUGGCAUUGACGCCGCCGAGCGCUACUUUGAAGGUCUACCAGUCAGUGCAAAAACAAGUGAAACAUACACUGCUCUCCUCCACUCUUAUGCUGGGGCAAAGCUGACCGAAAAGGCGGACAGACUUUACGAGAGAAUGAAGGAUUCAAACCUGUCCUUCACUGCUGUUACAUACAAUGAGAUGAUGACUAUGUACACCUCGGUUGGACAGGUGGAGAAGGUGCCUAUAGUUGUUGAAGAACUAAAACAACAGAAAGUUGCACCAGAUAUCUUCACUUACAAUCUAUGGAUAAGUUCAUGUGCUGCAACUUUGAAGAUUGAUGAGGUUAGACGGAUUUUAGAUGAAAUGAGGUCUGACCCUGGUUCUGAUGAAAGUUGGAUGAGAUAUAUAAACCUUGCUAGUAUUUAUAUUACCGCAGGUCAACUUACAAAUUCAGAAUCUAAUUCUUUAGUUUCAGCUGAGAAAGGUAUCACACAAAGAGAAUGGAUAACAUAUGACUUUCUCAUAAUUCUAUAUGGUGGUGUAGGGAACAAAGAUAGAAUUGACCAAAUAUGGAAAUCCUUGAGAAUGACCAAACAAAAGAUGACCAGUAGAAACUAUAUUUGUAUUCUCUCUUCAUAUCUGAUGCUUGGACAUUUGAAGGAAGUAGGAGAAGUUAUUGACCAAUGGAAGCAAUCAGCUACUACAGAUUUUGAUGUUUCUGCCUGUAGUAGGCUUUUGAAUGCUUUCGCAGAUAUUCGGUUGCCAGAGAGAGCCAGAGACUUCCAUCUGCUUCUUAUUCAGAAGAACUCUGACCCUACAGAUAUCCAAAGCAGCAGCAAAAAUUAGUAUAGUUUAAUGAUAAGACAAACCCCAUGGGAUUUUUGGUAUCUUCUAAAGAGAAAGGAUAGAAAAGAAAUAACUAAUAAUCUUGGGUGCUAUCCAUGUAGUACUGAUAUUGCUUGGUUUUGCGUUUCAUGUCCUUGUUGUUGGAAGUUUCUGCAAUGGAUUGAAAUUCCUGUUUGAUUUUUUUUCACCCU